AGGAAACAGCCCCAGGGAAGUUCUAAGCUCAAUCAAACACCUCAUUGUGUUACCUGCUCCAAUACCUUUACUGAGCCCCAGGAACUUUGCUCAGACUGUGUUGGGUCACUCAGAUGGUGGACUUCUAAGGAGGAGGCAGGAGUGACAGCCAUGGGGCGCGCUGCCAGCUCGGACCUGGAAUCACAGAGAGCUGCUUAAAGAUGUUCUGUUUAUGUUGUUUAUGGUUAAAAGCUGUAUGAUGAGUUAUUCUGGGUAAGGGAGGGGCGACUCUGUGGAUAUUUAUGUUGGGUCACCAUCAGCAGAAUCAUGACUUCACUUGAAUUUUCUUUUAUAAUAUGCGCUGUUAUAAUAUGACUGUACUGCACGAGGGUUGAUUUGCAUUAAUUCAUGCAAGAUUUCAUGUAAAUCAUCAUCCAAAAAAAACCUGCAGAAGCACAAAACAAAGAGAGAGUUAUAGCGACUUUAGUUUCCUCUUCAGUCACACAAACACCAGGAGACACAAACACAGACACUGUCAGAGCGACUUUACCAGCAGUAACAGUCAUGAGUUCAGCUCUGUAUCUGGUCCUGCUUUUCUCAGCUCUGUGGACGCUCUCCUUCUGCAGGACUCGUCAGUUUCAUGUGGUGAAUCAAGAUAAGACCUGGACCGAUGCUCAGAAAUACUGCAGACACAAAUUCACGGACCUGGCAACCAUUGAGAGUCAAAAGGAGAUGAACUCUCUGUUAGCUGUUCUCAGUAGGAAAACAGGCUAUUUCUGGAUUGGACUGAGACAGAAAAAAAAUGUGAAAAACACUUGUUUCCAAGGAGCUGCUGCAGGGCCGGCGAUGACCAGUGGGGUCAACCGGUGCUGUACGUGGUCAGAUGGGAGUAAAUUCUCAUACAGCAACUGGAACUCUAGGGAACCAAACAACGCUGGCACUGAUAACUGUGGAGAGUUAUGGAGUUCAAAUGGAUACAGGUGGAAUGAUGAAAACUGCAGUCACACAAAUCAAUUUGUCUGCUAUAAGAAGCUUCCACUCAUCCUGAUUAAGCAGACCAAGACGUGGAGAGAAGCUCUGAGAUACUGCAGAGAGAAUCAUGUGGAUCUGGUUUCUGUUCACACUGAGGAAAUCCAGCACUGGGUGGAAACAGCUGUUUAUUAUGCCUCCACUGCUAAUGUGUGGAUGGGUCUGCGUCACACCUGCACCCUCAGCUUCUGGUUCUGGGUGAGUGGAGAGUCAAUGUGCUACCAGAACUGGGCUCCGGGGAACGGGACAGGGGUGGAAGACUGCAGUGGAGGAGAAAGAACAGGAGCGGUGCAUUCUGGGAGUAAGCAGUGGGUCAGUCUGCCAGAGGAUCAGAGACUCAACUUCAUCUGCACCACGUCUGAGGAGAUCUAGAAGAGGAUGCAGGCUGUUCAGCUGGAUCUCCACAGUUCAGGAUCAUCAUGAUAUUUGGCAGUUAUUUCUUCAUCAUCAUGAUGCUGAUGCCUUCUUUAUCUUUCAAAACACAACAAUUCAGGUUAAGAACACUGAUAUACAUAUUUUCCUGAGGCAGCUCCUUUUUGUGCCAUUGAAGGAAGAGAAAGUGUCAGACUCAUAACAACUUAUUUUCAUCUAAUAUUGUAGCUUUGUAAAUGAUAAAUGUUCUGACUUUAACAAUGUUUAUAAACUGUACUUGAGCUGUUUAUCGUUGAAGUGCCUUUUCUUUUAUCUGUAUGUCUUCUUCUAAACUUUUCCUUUGUGUGUAAUUCAAACAUUUUCAUUCUUAUAAAUUUCUGUAAUACUUUUCAAAGAACACAAACCUUUAAGCCCCUGUUUUACUUAGCGCAGGCUAAAAUAAUGCAUUAUAGGUUUAAAGUAAUGUGCUGUUAGUUUUAUUUCUAUUUUUGAAUUGUAUAAUGUGGGUUAUUGUUCUUUUUGUCUUUGCUCACUUACAUAAAUAAACUGGUGUAGAUUCUUGGCCUGUAUUGAGAGAAUUCCACCUGAGGCCAUUAGUAUGAAAGCCCAUUCUCAGCAUGUUGUUUUGACUUCAAAUAAAGUGCUUAAGUAAACUGCCA
This is a messenger RNA of Pygocentrus nattereri (red-bellied piranha), 2039 nucleotides long. RefSeq names its product macrophage mannose receptor 1-like. The transcript is spliced from 7 exons. Lineage: Eukaryota; Metazoa; Chordata; Actinopteri; Characiformes; Serrasalmidae. Bases 544 to 1380 code for a protein of 278 amino acids. The record is from RefSeq and is a predicted model, not a curated record.